Striga asiatica is the source of this 849-nucleotide messenger RNA. The record is from the annotation of a GenBank genome assembly. Lineage: Eukaryota; Viridiplantae; Streptophyta; Magnoliopsida; Lamiales; Orobanchaceae.
CAGAAACAUCUAGAAGGUAGGUGACGGCCGCAUCACAAUACAUAAAGAGCUUUCGUUCCAUUUGGAGCCACAAAACCGUAUACAAUUAAUUUCCCUUCCAAUUACUUCUAAGGUUUACGACGUCGUUUCUCGAUACUCAGAGAAAUCAAUGGGUCGCCGAAGCUCCGGUGGAAGAUCUGCUCGACCGGCUUUCCGUCGUGCUGCAUCAAGUAACCCGGCUCCUCAAAAAGUGAGCCAUGCUCCUCCGCCAGCCAAUGUCCAGAGCUCUGGUGGGUCCAUCUUUGGGUUGAUUGGCUCGACCAUAGUUGAAGGAAUGGCGUUUGGUACUGGAAGUGCUAUUGCACGCAGGGCCGUGGACUUCAUAAUGGGCCCACAAACUAUUCGACACGAGAAUGUUGUUACUGAGCCUGCACCAUCAGCUCUGGCUGCUAACAGCAUGGGUGUAUCCAAAGCUUGCAACAUGCAAUCUAAGGCCUUCCAGGAUUGCCUGAACAGCUCUGGCGAUGACAUCAGCAAAUGCCAGUUCUAUAUGGACAUGCUGGCCGAAUGCAGGAGAAACUCGGCUUCUGUUAUGAGUUCUUAAGUUGAUAAUUUCCGUCUAAUAAUAUUUGUCCCGGGAAAUUGAAUUAAGUGAUGAUGGUGAUAAACAUCCUUUGGGACUCCAUUAUUUGAUGUUAUUUUUUGUAGACCUUUGGGCCGUGUUUUCAGGACUGACUGUCAUUGAUUAUUUGUUUUAUAUGCUUUAUAUAUGCACUCAUCUAAAUCAUGUUGAAAUUUAGCCGUGCAGAUCAAAUGUUGACUGAAAUUAUAUGACUGCACUGCACUGCACUUACUGUGUUGAGAAUCUGC